UUCCCUGUACGGUGGGGAUUUUGGACGGGACUUGUUCCAAGUGUCCGGAGUGACUGAGACUCGGCACAGUAGGCUGGAAAUAUGCAGUAGCCGCCGCCUGUGAGCUUCUCUGGUCCCGAGGAAACACUGCCAACAUGGAACUGGAUGAGAAACCACACUAUGGUGAACCCAAGACCUAUGACCCCACCUUCAAAGGCCCCAUCCAGAAAAGGGGCUGCACUGACAUCGUUUGCUGCGUCCUCUUCAUGUUGGCCAUCGUGGGCUACAUAGCAGUGGGAAUACUUGCCUGGUCCCAGGGCGACCCCAGGAAGGUGAUCUACCCCACGGACAGUCGCGGUCAGUUCUGUGGUCAGGCUGGAACUCCUCUGGAACACAAACCUCUGCUGUUCUACUUCAACAUCAUGAAGUGUGCCAGUCCCAUGGUACUGUUGGAGUUCCAGUGUCCCACCACACAGAUGUGUGUGGAGAAGUGUCCUGACAAGUUCAUGACCUUAGUCAAGGCCUACACCAACAGACGGGACUUCGACGACUACAAGAACUUCUGCCAGCCUGGAGUGACCAACACCAUGGGAAUCCCAGAGAUCCUGAGGUUACGCCUGUGUCCCGCCAUGUUGACGCCCAGUAAACCCUUCACACGCAGGUGUUUCCCAGCGCUGGGGGAGAAAGGCGGAGUCAUCACCGUGGGAAACAACACCAACUUUGACGACGGAACCGGAAAAAUCCGAGACGCCAAAGACCUCAUGGACGGAGUCAAGAACGCCACCGUGGUCAUCGAGGCUCGUCAGGCCGUCAUGAAGAUCUUCGAGGACUACACCCAGUCCUGGUACUGGAUCCUGAUAGGGGUGGUCAUUGCGAUGGUCCUCAUCCUGCUGCGGUUCCUGGCCGGGAUCAUGGUGUGGGUCAUGAUAGCACUGGUCAUACUGGUCAUUGGAUAUGGAAUCUUCCACUGCUACAUGGAGUACGCCGGCCUGAAGGGGCAGGCUGGGUCCAACGUGACCCUCCAGGAGCUGGGCUUCCAGACGGACUUCACCGUCUACCUGCAGAUCAGACAGACCUGGCUGGCCUUCAUGAUCAUCCUGGCCAUCGUGGAGGUCGUCAUCAUCCUGCUGCUCAUCUUCCUCAGGAAGAGGAUUCUCAUCGCCAUCGCUCUCAUCAAAGAAGCCAGCAAAGCCAUCGGUCACGUGAUGUGUUCCCUCUUCUACCCUCUCUUCACCUUCCUCCUCCUGGCCAUCGUCAUCGCCUACUGGGCCGUCACCGCCGUGUUCUUGUCCACCUCAAACGAGCCGAUCUACAAAGUCUUCAACGACUCCCUGUGUGAACACUCCAGGAAAGUUUGUGAGCCGGCGAACUACUCCACCAGUUCCAUGAGAGCAGAGUGCCCUGACUCCGAGUGUCUGUUCGCCUUCUACGGCGGAGAAACCAUUUACCACAAGUACCUGAUCGCUCUGCAGUUCUACAACGUCUUCCUCUUCUUCUGGUGCGCAAACUUCGUCAUCGGUCUGGGCCAGAUGGCCCUGGCCGGAGCCUUCGCCUCCUACUACUGGGCCUUCGUCAAACCAGACGACAUGCCUUCCUUCCCUGUGUUUUCUGGCCUGGGGAGGGCGCUGCGGUACCACACAGGAACCUUAGCCUUCGGUUCCCUCAUCCUGUCCCUGGUCCAGAUCAUCAGGGUCUUGUUGGAGUAUCUGGACCACAAACUGAAAGGAGCUCAUAACAAAUGCACCAGGUUCCUGCUGUGCUGCCUCAAGUGCUGCUUCUGGUGUUUGGAGAAGUUCAUCAAGUUCCUCAACAGGAACGCCUACAUCAUGGUGGCGAUCCAUGGUAAGAAUUUCUGCAGCUCAGCCAAAGACGCCUUCUUCCUCCUGAUGAGGAACAUGAUCAGGGUGGCCGUCCUGGAUAAAGUGACAGACUUUCUGUUAUUUUUGGGUAAACUGCUGGUCGUAGGACUGGUCGGUGUCUUUGCCUUUUUCUUCUUCUCUGGGCGGGUGAAGGCCUUCGAGGACACGGCCCCCCACCUCCACUACUACUGGGUUCCCAUCCUGACGGUGGUGAUUGGUUCGUAUCUCAUCGCUAACGGAUUCUUCAGCGUCUACGCCAUGUGUGUGGACACUCUCUUCCUCUGUUUCUUGGAGGAUCUGGAGAGGAACGACGGCAGCGCCGAGCGGCCGUACCUGAUGCCCGAGAACCUCCGGAAAAUCCUCAACAAGAAGAACAAAUCCCAGGCGGCCCAGUAGAACCAGAACCCUUCACAGAUCCAGGAGUUCCUCCAGGAGACAAUCAGAACAGAAGUGCCUUUUUAGAUGUCAUAACUUCAGUUGUUGUUCAUGUGUUUCCUCACUAGGAGGCAGCACUGAGCUUCACCGAUUUUAAAGCCUGAUGUAAAUGUUUUUGUUUUGUUUUUUACCAGAGGAAACAGAUGUUUAUUAUGAGUGUGGUUUUAUUUUUAUCUCGUCGUUGGUUUGAAAAAUGUCAUUUAUUAAAAUAUAAAACCUUGUUUUUUUUAUCUCCAUGUAUGAGUUUGUUUUUGAGUUUGAAUAAAUAUUUAACCUUGUUGUUAACGAAGCCAUUCUUUCUGUCGACUGUUCUCCGGUCAGAUUAUAUGAAAACAAAGUGUUUGAUGAGCAGGUCGGACAUUUUUGUCGUUUUGACUUUAAAAUUAAACAUAGUUUUGUACAAAU
Messenger RNA from Cynoglossus semilaevis (tongue sole), 2678 nucleotides. Its product is annotated as choline transporter-like protein 2. The record is from RefSeq and is a predicted model, not a curated record. NCBI's taxonomy places the organism in Eukaryota, Metazoa, Chordata, Actinopteri, Pleuronectiformes, Cynoglossidae. Gene Ontology annotation, cellular component: membrane. Gene Ontology annotation, biological process: transmembrane transport. Gene Ontology annotation, molecular function: transmembrane transporter activity.